CGUUAAAUUUUUAAUACUAAUAAAUGGAUAAUAAGAUUGAGACACAGGUCCUGCGGUUUCAGUUAGAGUCUAUCAGUGUGUACACACCAUCGUGGCUAGGCCCGUCGAUAGCUCGCGUUAUCGUGUUCAGGCCAUCACUAGAACUACCAGGAACAACACACGAGUAAAGGUAUACCUUGUACUCGGUUGUGACUUAGGACCAGACCCCCGACCGAACAGUGACGAAAACGGCGCUUGCAUAAUGAAAAUCUGGACGUCGGAGCACAUAUUCAACCAUCCGUGGGAAACGGUCACGCAGGCUGCGUGGCGCAAGUACCCCAAUCCGAUGACACCCUCAAUCAUUGGCACGGACGUGGUCGAGCGGCGGGUGGUGGACGGUGUGCUGCAUACGCAUCGUCUGGUGCAGUCCAAGUGGUACUUCCCCAAGUGGACUCACGCGUUAAUCGGAACAGCCAAGACCUGCUUCGCCAGUGAGCGGUCUACCGUGGAUCCGGAUCGCAAGCAAAUGGUUCUCAAGACGAACAAUCUCACAUUUUGCCGCAACAUCAGCGUGGACGAAGUUCUCUAUUACGAACCCCAUCCGUCAGACUCCACCAAGACGCUGCUAAAGCAGGAAGCUACUGUGACCGUGUACGGCGUUCCGCUGUCUCACUACAUGGAGGAUAUACUGACCUCCACCAUCAGUACAAACGCGGGAAAGGGCCGGCAGGGCCUUGAAUGGGUCAUUGGGCUAAUCAACACAGAAGUCCAGGGCAUUGCCCGGGGGACGGAUGAACUGAUACACAAUACUCGGCGGUCCAUCGACGAAGUUACAGAAAGCGCCCGCAAGAGUAUGGACGAGAUUAGCACGCAGGCUGCCAAGGCGGCGAAAGCAAUGCACAUAACGUAGGUGGCUACGAGGCGGCAAGGUGGAUGUAGGUGCGGGCCGCGCAGGGCUGUUAAAUAGUGAAUUAUUUUAGAUGGCGCUAGGACCGCCGUUUUAGUACAAGAUUAAUGAAUGGCAGAUCGACAACUAGCACACAAGUGGCAGCAUCCAUUACUCUAUCCUUAAAUCUUUGCAUAUAUUUUUUAUGAAUUCCCUUCCAAGUGGUUGGGGCCAUCAACCCUACCUGGUGUUGACCUGGUGGCCAUGAAGUUUCCGGAGGAACACUCGCCUAACAAUACUGGCGCUUAUUUAAUCAGUCAGAUCUAGAUGAAUAAUUACGCAAUACACAGAUAAUGUAACCGUAGAAUGCCGCUGAAAGCCGAGAUCGAAAAGAGCAACAAUAAAACGACAAUUUUGCCUAAAAA
Messenger RNA from Drosophila ananassae, 1290 nucleotides. It is a transcript of the gene slmo, whose product is annotated as protein slowmo. NCBI's taxonomy places the organism in Eukaryota, Metazoa, Arthropoda, Insecta, Diptera, Drosophilidae. The record is from RefSeq and is a predicted model, not a curated record. Gene Ontology annotation, cellular component: mitochondrial intermembrane space. The coding region runs from base 242 to 889 and encodes 215 amino acids. The transcript is spliced from 2 exons. Gene Ontology annotation, biological process: phospholipid transport. Gene Ontology annotation, molecular function: phosphatidic acid transfer activity.